GCCGCAGCGGCCCGCAGACGGAGAGGGGGAGGGGUGGCGCGCGCGCCGGCGGGGCCGCGCGGGGAGAAAGACACUGGAAGGCGGCGGGGCGGAGAGAGGCGCGCGCGGGCCGCGGCCGAGCAGGAGGCUGCAAGGAGAGCCCGCGGGGGCCCUGGGAGUGCAGUUCCUCAGCCCCCGCAAAACAAUGUGUGGCGUGCUGCGGGGUGCAACUUGCCGGAGGCGGCGGGGGCGCGCCGAACCCGCCUGAGACCGCGCCGCUGACCUUCUCCCCCCGCCGUCCGUUGGGCCCGAGCGCCCAGCUUCUCGCUCCCCAGCUCGCGGGGGCCGGGCCGAGCUGCAGGGCGGGGCCGCCCCUCCGUCGCUGCUGCCUCCUCCCCCACCCCCAGCCGCUGAGGAUGCGGACGGCCCCCGGCGGCGUCUAGCGGCCCCGGGCCCAGGCGCGAUGGUGCAGCAGAGGGGCGCGAGGGCCAAGCGGGACGGCGGGCCGCCGCCCCCGGGGCCCGGGCCGGCCGAGGAGGGGGCGCGUGAGCCCGGCUGGUGCAAGACCCCGAGCGGCCACAUUAAGAGACCGAUGAACGCGUUCAUGGUGUGGUCGCAGCACGAACGGCGGAAGAUCAUGGACCAGUGGCCCGACAUGCACAACGCCGAGAUCUCCAAGCGCCUGGGCCGCCGCUGGCAGCUGCUGCAGGACUCGGAGAAGAUCCCGUUCGUGCGGGAGGCGGAGCGGCUGCGCCUCAAGCACAUGGCGGAUUACCCGGACUACAAGUACCGGCCGCGCAAAAAGAGCAAGGGGGCGCCCGCCAAGGCGCGGCCCCGCCCCCCCGGCGGCGGCGGCAGCCGGCUCAAGCCCGGGUCGCAGCUGCCUAGCCGCGGAGGCCGCCGAGCGGCUGGAGGGCCUUUGGGGGGCGGCGCGGCGGCGCCCGAGGACGAAGACGAGGACGACGACGAGGAGCUGCUGGAAGUGCGCCUGGUCGAGACCCCUGGGCGGGAGCUGUGGAGGAUGGUCCCGGCGGGGCGGGCCGCCCGGGGACAAGCGGAGCGUUCCCAGGGGCCGUCGGGCGAGGGGGCGGCUGUCACCGCCGCCUCCCCGACUCCGUCGGAGGACGAGGAGCCGGAGGAAGAGGAGGAGGAGGCGGCGGCGACGGAGGAAGGCGAAGAGGAGACGGUGGCGUCGGGGGAGGAGCCGCUGGGCUUUCUGUCCAGACUGCCCCCCGGUCCUGCCGGCCUGGACUGCAGCGCCCUGGACCGCGACCCAGACCUGCCUCCCGCCUCGGGCACGUCGCACUUCGAGUUCCCGGACUACUGCACCCCCGAGGUUACCGAGAUGAUCGCAGGGGACUGGCGCCCGUCUAGCAUCGCCGACCUGGUUUUCACCUACUGAGCCCACCGUCAGCGGGGCGCGCACGCCCCCUAAACCAGCUGUUUACAUACAGGAAUCAGGUAUUGGGGCCCCUCGGAGGCCGAGGCUGGCACCCCAUCUCCCGCACAGCCUCCCCCCUCCUAGACGUGCCCAACCCCCUUCAAAUCCAGACAUGCCCUUCCCCCGCAGACACACCCCAAGGCAGCCCAACCCCCACCCUUUCUCCGACAUCCAAGCCCCUCCCCAUCUUACCCCCUCCCGCACAGCCACCAGCAGCCAGCCCCCCCUCCGAUACACCUCCCGUCCUCUCCAAGAGACCUGUACCCCUCCCCCAUUUUGCACACGCCCUUCCUCACGGCCGGAGGACACGCCCCUGCCCUUGCUCCGGACUCCCUCCGCCUUAGCCUGGCCCGCCUCCUGUCUUGUUUGGGGGGGCGCUGCAGCUGGGCGGCCCCGCGCCCUCCUCCCUUGCCCCUCCCUCCCAGGGAGGGGGAGGGGCCCGUUCCUUUUCCCCGGGAACACUGGGAUCCGCCCCCUUCUCGCGCAUGCUUAAUGCUUCUUGGGAGGAGGGAGCUGGUCCCAGUCGAACCUCACGCCCCUGUCAGAUCCAGGAAGAAGGGGGGCGGAUAUAGAGCGAUCCUGAGAAAUCUUUUGAUCCAGGAGCCACGGCUUCCGUUCAACCCGACGGGGCGUCACUGCCUUAAAUGGGAGGAGCACUCGGAAGGGGGAGAAAGAGACUAGCCGGCCCGGAAGGGUUGGUGUGGAGCUUGGAACUCCCAAGUGGCAUAGCCCCUUUCCCUUACGGGGUCGCCCAACCCACGUGCACCCACCUCUCACCGACUGCAUGACUGCCUCUACAGCUUGUUUUGGUUCCAAGAAGCCUACCUUUCUUUCCCCCACCUGGGAAUUGGGGGCAGGGUCUUUCUCUGGAAAUCCUUCAGGAGAGAAAAAGAAAACUCAGAACCAAGACACGUAACAGUUUGUUUGGGGACAGGGUCCUUAUGCUUCACACGCCCCCCCCCCCCCCCCCCGCCAAGUGCCCUUAUCACCUCAGGGCACACUCUCAGCCUGGGCUCCUUCCUAAGCCCACCGCCCCUUCCUGUCAUCCAGGUCCCUCUGCCUACAGUAUUCAGUGGGAGAAACAGACACGUUGGUACUAGGGGGUUGAGACUGAGGCGUAAUAGCAGAUGAAGUGGCACUUUUCAGCAGCUGGCUUCAGAGAGACCAUCGACUGGGCCAGUGAGACUGAAGGGAGGGUCAGAGUAGUCUUGGGCCGUUUGCGCCUAGCGCUGCUGCAUCCAGUUCGGGUGCCCUCGGAAACCCUGCCCCUGAUGCUGUUACCCCUCUUACUCCAGCUCCCCGCUCAAGCCCCGCCCCUCCGGCCUCCCCACGCCCCAUUUGCCCUCACUACCUGUAUCUCACCGGCGUGUGUUCACCCUCCUGGGUGUGCACACACUCUCAUUCACACACACAAAUCUCAGGAACAAACGGUCCCAGAGUCCUCCGGGACCCCUGCCCAGGGUCUCUGCAGGUCUCUGCCCCACGCGUUCCCGUCGCUGACAAAGCCACCAGCUGCCUCCUUUAAGCUUGGUGCUCCGGCUCUGGGCCUUUUUGCGCGCGCUCUCUUUCUCUCUUUUUCUCUCUCUCUCUUUCUUUCUUUUUUUUUUUUUUUUUUUUAAGAAAAACAACAACAAAAAAGACAAUGAAAAAUCCCAGAAAACGUCAUGUGAGUGAAGAGAUGUCACUGUCUGUGGUCUUGGAGAACUAGUCUCAUAGCUGAGGGGAGGGGGCACGGGCACCCACAGCAGGACUUCUGCCAGGACUGAAUAAAGUGUAUUUGCCCCAUCUC
This is a messenger RNA of Delphinapterus leucas (beluga whale), 3209 nucleotides long. RefSeq names its product SRY-box transcription factor 12 (gene SOX12). Gene Ontology annotation, biological process: negative regulation of transcription by RNA polymerase II; neuron differentiation; camera-type eye morphogenesis. Gene Ontology annotation, cellular component: nucleus. NCBI's taxonomy places the organism in Eukaryota, Metazoa, Chordata, Mammalia, Artiodactyla, Monodontidae. The record is from RefSeq and is a predicted model, not a curated record. Gene Ontology annotation, molecular function: DNA-binding transcription activator activity, RNA polymerase II-specific; RNA polymerase II cis-regulatory region sequence-specific DNA binding.